Molecule: messenger RNA, 858 nt
Organism: Microdochium trichocladiopsis
Lineage: Eukaryota; Fungi; Ascomycota; Sordariomycetes; Xylariales; Microdochiaceae
Product: oxidase
Exons: 1
Coding region: 1-858 (285 amino acids)
Source: RefSeq, a predicted model, not a curated record
AUGGCUUUCGCCACUGGGAAACUAAGCGCCAACAAUGUCAUAGACUCAAAUACAGACGACACGAGCGCAUACAUUAUGUCUACCCACGCUAUCCUCGGCGCAAAUGGAGGUACGGGCUCGGCGAUUCUGAGAUACCUGCUGUCCUCGCAGAUACCCGACCUUCAUAUCAACAUACUGGUACGCUCAAAAGCCAAGCUUCUCGAAGCUUUCCCACGACUUGAGUCCACCUCGUCGGCCACCAUCACCAUCUUCCAUGCCCCAAUUCCGGACGAAAGUGCCCUCCAAGCCUGUCUCAAAGGCGCCUCAACUAUAGAUGCCUGCGUCGCUACCAACCACGCCAGUCGCAAGGUCGACAUUCCUUUUACGACGGCAGCACGUGUUACCGCAGCUCUCGGCCAACUCCGCCGAGACGAGGGAUCCGAGUACAAGACACCAACCGUCGUGUUGAUUCGAUCCUUGUCUCUGAAUUCAGACGUCAAGAUCAGCGUCCCCGGUUUCAUGAAGAGUUUCUUCAUCUGGGCGAUCUGGUUCGUCUACGAGGAUCUUAUAAAGGCCUGUGGGCUCUACGCCGGAGCCGAGAAGGAUGGACUGCUCACGCCCAUCACCGCGGACCCGCCUAUGCUGAUGGAUCCUGAGGGGACCAAGGCCACUGGGUAUGAGAUUAUGCUCAGUGGCAAGGCGUCGUCCACGUUGAGCUAUGCCGACUUUGGCGUGGCCAUGGUAGAACUCGGACAGCGCCGCGAAGAGUUCGGAGGCAAGAUUGUCGGCAUUAGUGCAACCGGCCCAGUUCGGAUCACUGUCUGGCCCAGCCUCGUAACCGUCUUCAUGGGCUUGAAAAUCCGGCUGUUUCCAUUUUAA